AUGAGAACGGCUAUGCUGUUUGUGAAGACCGUAGUAUCAGACAUUUCCCUGGAUCAAGUUGCAGUGCAACCGGACCGGGCGAUUGGCCAAAGGCUCACGGCUGCAGCGGUCUUCAGCAAACAGAAUACCGCAGAUGUGACGAGUAUAGCCUCGUCUCACCUGGCAUUCACAGUACAUGCCGGAGAACAGUGCAAUGAUGCAAUCACGGAAUUGUUCUUGGUCUGGAUCUUUUCGUCCUCUUUAAUCAUUGGUUAUAAUUCUCUCAAUGAUGCUACAAGAGAUGAGGAUGGCCGUGGAUGUGAUUCCUAUGAGCUUACACUCUCGUUCUAUGGCAGUGCUGUUCGUGGUCCCAAGACUGCUCAAUUCGCAAGAUCUGCUGAUCAGAGGAUGUCAUUUCGGAAUUUGCGGCAGCCAUCAAGUUUGGUGUGA
Molecule: messenger RNA, 429 nt
Organism: Melampsora larici-populina 98AG31
Lineage: Eukaryota; Fungi; Basidiomycota; Pucciniomycetes; Pucciniales; Melampsoraceae
Exons: 6
Coding region: 1-429 (142 amino acids)
Source: RefSeq, a predicted model, not a curated record